This is a messenger RNA of Cyprinodon variegatus (sheepshead minnow), 1629 nucleotides long. RefSeq names its product nanos homolog 1-like. Gene Ontology annotation, molecular function: zinc ion binding; mRNA binding. Lineage: Eukaryota; Metazoa; Chordata; Actinopteri; Cyprinodontiformes; Cyprinodontidae. Gene Ontology annotation, biological process: negative regulation of translation; oogenesis. Gene Ontology annotation, cellular component: perinuclear region of cytoplasm. The record is from RefSeq and is a predicted model, not a curated record. Bases 16 to 843 code for a protein of 275 amino acids. The transcript has a single exon.
CCAAGCCACGCCCACAUGUUUCAUUCUGGGGAAUUUAUCAGAUCCAACAGGCUGAGAGCUCUGCAAUCCAGACUCAACACCAGAGCAGAGCAGAGCAGAGGAAGCUUACAGGCUCUCCAUGCUCACAAACGCAGCAUCCCAGCUGUUUCUUCACUCCUGUGGACAUUAAACCCUCGCAGCUCUGACAGGAUGGAUUUCUUGGACAUGCGCUCUCCUUACGACUACACCUUUAAUUUCUGGAACGACUAUCUCGGUCUGUCUACUCUUGUCGCUAAAAACAAAAUCAACAGCCCGUCCUGCAACCCAAACUCUAUUACAGAGUCUCUGAAAGCGACCCUGGGUUUGGAGGAUGACUCUCCGGUUUGCUCCUGCCUGGUCGGGCAGGGCAGAGAGGGGCCCCUGGACUGUUGCUGCUGCUGCGGGGCGGCCCCUGGCUCCCCACCGAUCUCCAUCUACGACCUGAAAGAGCGCAUCUCACUCUUCAGACCGUACGAGCAGCUCGGGGGUAGAGAGUCCCCCUCCCACGGUGGGAGCCUCACCGCCUGCGACCUGUUUUCCGCGGAGAGGAGGCGCAAACAGACGCAGAGGUGCAAACCGGAGCCGAAGGUGUGCGUCUUCUGUCGGAACAACGGCGCCCCGGAGGAGGUCUACGGGACCCACAUCCUGAAGACAGCGGACGGGAGAGUCCUUUGCCCGAUCCUCCGGGCGUACACCUGCCCUCUGUGCAGCGCCAACGGCGACAACGCGCACACCAUCAAGUACUGCCCGCUUUCCAAGGACCAGGCGAGCCAGAGGGUUCCCAAGGGGGGCAGAGCGUUUGGAAAAAGACUGAAGAUCUUCUGAGCAAGAGCAGAAAGAAAGCUGAAGUUGCACUGUUCCAAAUCCCUAAUGCGGAGAGAACGACUUGAAGAAAGCAAACCUGAUUUAUAUUCGUUUUCUAUGUGUCACAGCUUUGUUUGUAAAUGAUUUGGUCUUUAUUGUAACUGUUUGAGCACAUAGUUUACACUCGGACGCAGUGUGCGUCACAGUCCCCCCCAGCACUCUAAAGAUAAGAACCAAAGUACUGUACAGCUCGACCUGUGAAUGACCACUUCCAUGCUGCCAUGCAGACAGCCCUGUGCAUGCACCCAGCUCAUUAAUAAAUAUGCAGCUCUUCCUAUAUGUGAAUGUCAGCUGUCCACUGCUCUGUGGAUGGAAGAAGUCUGACAGGCCAAGAUGCAAACACGUCCUUAUAUCCAGCACAUAUUUUCAUGAGAUAAAAACGUUUUCUACCAAAGUAAAACACUUUUAUAUCGAAAAUUAAAGCGAAAUGGGAUUUUCCUGAACUGUUUCUAUGUUGAAUGUCUUAUAUUCUAUAUGUGAGAUGAAGUGAUUAAAAAUGUCAACUAAUUGUACAUUAGAGGAAGAAAUAAUCUGCCCAAACUAGUUCCCCUUUGUCCAAGAAAAAAAAAAAGUUUGUUCUUUUUUGUGGAUUCUUGUAAAUGUAAAAAAAAUAAUUUUAGAGAUAAAAAGCCUGACAUUCCAAAGUCUUUAAUUGUCAAUAAAAAUGUUUUAUGUACUUAUUUUUACCUUAUGUACCGCCGGGAAUAUAUUCAUUGUUACGAACUUCUAAAUAAAGAUGUGAUUUGC